Messenger RNA from Neolamprologus brichardi, 4296 nucleotides. It is a transcript of the gene pcdh2a1, whose product is annotated as protocadherin 2 alpha 1. Gene Ontology annotation, biological process: homophilic cell-cell adhesion. Gene Ontology annotation, molecular function: calcium ion binding. The record is from RefSeq and is a predicted model, not a curated record. Gene Ontology annotation, cellular component: plasma membrane. NCBI's taxonomy places the organism in Eukaryota, Metazoa, Chordata, Actinopteri, Cichliformes, Cichlidae.
AGGACACUGCUUUCUUAAAUGGGCGCUUAUGAUUAUUUACACACAGAACCUUAAUUCAUUCAUGUCUAUUGUUUUUCUGGAUUUUUUUUUUGCAAAGAUACUCUGUGAAAUCUUAAGAAUCACAGACAUAAAACGGCUUUUAGGAUCUGGCUUAUUUUUUUUCCUGCAAAGGAAAGGAUGAGAUUUUGCAUUGCCGUCUUUGUCUUGUGUUCAACAUGGCCAGCCGCUUUGUCGGUGACACGGUACUCCAUACCCGAGGAGAAGGAAAGGGGAUCUGUUGUGGCUAAUCUGGCUGCAGAUCUGGGACUUGAGCCAGGAGGUUUGGCGCAACGAGAGGUAAAACUUGAUAUUUUUUCCAACAAAAAAUACCUAGAUUUUAACAAAAAGACGGGCGAACUGUACAUCGUAGAAAAAUUGGACAGGGAAUAUCUUUGUCCGGCAAAACCCGCGUCCUGCUUUUUAAAGCUCGAUGUGAUCAUAGAAAGCCCCUUACGUAUCUUCAACAUUGAGCUUGGAAUAACGGACAUAAACGAUAAUGCUCCACAUUUCCGACGUGACAGAGUAGAGCUCGACGUUUCAGAAUCUGCAACGCCAGGCGAGAGGUUCUCCCUGCCCAACGGCGUGGAUCCAGAUGUUGGUAUAAAUACAAUUAAAACGUACAAACUCAGUGUUAGCGAACACUUCACAAUCGAAAUUCAGACAGGUAGCGACGGAACUCAGUAUGUAGACUUGGUGUUGACCAAAUCGUUGGAUAGAGAACAGACUGCUGUUCAUAAUUUAAUACUGACUGCAGUGGAUGGCGGUGUCCCGGUGCGCUCUGGCACUGCUAAUAUUAUUGUAAGAGUACAGGACACAAACGAUAAUCCCCCACGGUUUGAUAAGCAGACUUAUACAAUUAACAUGACGGAAAAUACCCCAAUAGGGACCUUAGUGGUGAAGCUAAACGCCUCGGACCUUGACGAGGGUUUGAAUUCAGAGAUUGUGUACUCAUUCACCCUUUACACGUCGGAGAAAACACAAGAGGUGUUUUCACUGAAUCAUAACACUGGAGAGAUAACUGUGAAAGGAACUAUAGACUAUGAAGAUAUGAAAUUCUAUGAGAUGCACAUCGAGGCCAGAGACAAAGGCACGCAUCCCUUGCUUGGUCAGUGCAAAGUGGUCGUUAAUGUGAAGGACAUGAACGAUAAUUAUCCGGAAAUCAUCAUACAGUCUGUUAAAAACACUGUGGAGGAGAACGUAGCAGUAGGAAGUGUUAUUGCACUUGUAGAUAUAAGUGAUAGAGACACGGGGGAUAACGGAGAAGUAAGCUUAACUAUACAUCGACCCAUGCCCUUUACAAUUAAUACAUCUUCAGAUCGACCCAUGCAUUACAAGCUCAUUGUGUCCGAGCCUUUAGAUCGCGAAACAGUACCUGAAUAUGACAUUACUCUAAUUGUAACAGACGCAGGGAUGCCACCUUUAUCUGAUAAUGAAACAAUAACUGUCCAUCUGCUCGAUGUUAAUGACAACGCGCCACAGUUCCCCCAGUCAUUUUAUACUAUACGUGUCAUGGAGAAUAACGCACCUGGGGCCUUGCUCAGCUCACUCACUGCCUUUGAUCCUGACCUCCAUGAAAACCAGAAUCUAGUUUAUUUCAUAAUAGAGAAGGAGAUAGCCAACACCUCCAUGUCCAUGUUGUUCUCCAUCAAUCCAGAGAACGGUAAUCUUUACGCACUCAAAACCUUUGAUUAUGAGAUUGAGAAGGAGUUUCUGUUCCACAUCGAGGCCAGAGACUCUGGCUCUCCUCCUCUCAGCAGUAAUGUGACCGUCCACAUCAUCAUUGUGGACCAGAACGACAAUGCUCCAGUUAUUGUGUCUCCGUGGCGUGCACACGGCUCUGUGGUGGAGGAAAAGAUCCCCAGAUCCACUGAUAAAGGAUCCCUGGUUGCCAAGGUGAUAGCCUUGGACACUGACUCUGUGCACAACUCUCGGAUCACCUACCAGUUUCUACAGGUGACUGACGCCACCUUGUUCAGUCUGGACCAAUACAACGGAGAGAUCCGGACUAUGAGGAUGUUCAGUUACAGAGAUCCACGCCACCAGAGACUGGUUGUUGUUGCCAAGGACAAUGGAGAGCCUGCUCUCUCUGCUACAGUCACCAUCAAGCUGACCACAAUGGAGACUGCUGUUAAAGCCUACUCUGACAUGACUGAGGAGCCUCUGGAAUAUGACAUCUUCUCAGACAUCAACCUGUAUUUGGUCAUCGGUCUGGGCUCGGUGUCGUUUCUGCUGCUCAUCACUAUAUUGGUCACCAUUGUGAUCAAGUGUCAGAAACCCAAGCCCAGCAAAGCAGCUCCUCCCUCCAGGAACAGUGUGAUCAGUGAGAGGAACUCCACCAUCGCAGACUCCACUCUGGUCUCCAACGAUGCCUACUGGUACAGUCUGUUUCUAGCAGAGACCAGGAAAGGAAAGCUGGUGGUUAGACAGCCUCUGCCAAAGGGCUCCAGGUACAUUGUGUCCAGCAUACCGAGAGGGACAGGACUGACAGACACUAGUGACUCAGCAGCCUCUACUCUGCAGUACCCUAAAUGAAGGAAGUCCGCUCUGCAGUUGGAGGCAUCCACAACCAGCAGCAGCAGUUCCACAUAAGACCCCCAUCCACCUGCAGCGUACAGGAUUAACACUGACAAGAAUGGCUUCACAGAGGAAAGAAGAAACCUCUAACCAUACACCCCCCUCCAGGUCUGCCCUGCUGAGUCUGUAAAAACAUGGCCCAGCGCUUUAUCUUUGAACCCAUGAAAAGCCAGUCAGCAAUGCAUCCCUGUCCAUUCAGUAUGCAUGAUAAGACAGCAUGGUUUCAACCACACUUCAACUGACAUAUGUUAAAAAGAAAAUUUCAAGAGGAGAUGCAAUGAAAUGGACUAUCUGAAAAACUGUGCCAGUGGAUAUUAAAAGAAGCCACAACAAAGAGCAAAAAAGUGGACAUGGAAAUGUUGAAAUGCCUUGAAAAUACACACUCUCUCUCUUCAAAAAAUGAAACACAUAAGAUAUCAUAUUUUUAACUGCUCUGCUUUGUCUUGGUCUACUACAGCUUUGUUGUAUGAUAAAUAGGGUAACUAAGGCGUGAAAUAGCACAAUUAACUACACAUCAGAAAAGCACCAACCUACAGUUUUAAUGUAUGAAAUAAGAGAAAAUCAGUAUUUUGUAAAUGUGGUAACUUUGAGUACUUUUAUGUUUUGUACUUGACUUUGUGCUUUAUAUGUGAACUAGGCCUGAAGAUACUGUAUGACUUAGAGUGCUGAGAGAUAAGAUCAAUAAGUGUACAGAACAGAAAAGAUCAAGGCCUUUAGCCAUUAUGCCUUUAAGUUGUUUUUGCAUGGAAGAAUUCAAGUACUUUUGACAGCUUUUGUUAUUUUAUUAUAUUAAGCAACAUUUUUGCAGUUAAGUCUCACUGUUUCACUUGAUUUUUCUGGACAAUAUGGAACGAUUUUAAUGGGACAAUAACGGCAGUAAAUCAGUAUAACACCUUUUAAUCAUGAUGUCCUAAGAGGUUUAGAAGAUGUCAAAAAAAAUCUAUAAAACAGCACAAUGACAUUGCUUUUGGACUCAGAAAAUGAUUUAAUCAAAGCCUAAAUUAAAAUGUGCAAUGUCGCUUAUUAUUUAUUUUAUGUGCUCCUCUAGAAUGAGGCUUGGAUUUUAAAUGCAAAACAAGUGAAUACAGUGAGCCUUUAGCACUCUGUACAGUAUAUGCACCACAAACAUGGACAUGUACAGUCACCUGUCAAUGUCUAGAUCCAAGUUCUGGCUGUUCCUUCAUUUUGAUGUCUUCUGCAGUGUUUAAAACCGAAGAACCAAACAUGUUCGUUUAAUCCUUACACUUCAGAAACAAUGUUGUUAUGGUUGAUUUCACUCAAUGAAAGCUGUUCUAAUGUUUAUCACUGACUAACUGUAUGUAUAUGGAUAUGCAUAUGCAGCACCUAAUCUAGGAUACAGAUAUAAUUCAUAUAUACAGUAUCUCAUUUGUAUGUAUCUAUGAAUAUGCCUUUCAUUUUCAGUACCAGUGCUUUUUCAACUUUUAAUGUGAAAAAAGUGGAACUCCUGUGCCAUAAGAUUUAUGACCCCAACUAGUAUGUUUAGCACAGCUCAUAAAGCAUUACUUUUAAGAAGCUCAAAUAUCUUAAAAACAUAUGCAGUAAGGGCCUUUGUACAGUGGUACUUUUAUGGUGCAAUAUAUGGUAAUUUGUGUAAUGUGAGCUAACUGUGAUCUGUGGUUUGGUCUGUAAGAUUCAUUAAAUACGAAACAGAAUAAACUAAAA